Messenger RNA from Glycine soja, 1568 nucleotides. RefSeq names its product dnaJ protein homolog. Gene Ontology annotation, cellular component: cytoplasm; cytosol. The record is from RefSeq and is a predicted model, not a curated record. The transcript has 6 exons. Bases 127 to 1380 code for a protein of 417 amino acids. Gene Ontology annotation, biological process: response to heat; protein refolding. Lineage: Eukaryota; Viridiplantae; Streptophyta; Magnoliopsida; Fabales; Fabaceae. Gene Ontology annotation, molecular function: Hsp70 protein binding; ATP binding.
AAGUAUUAGUGAAUCAGAAUCACCUGGCUUGGCCUAGCGCUUAAUCUCUCGCAUUCCGUGGAGAUCUAGUGCUUCUGCUGCAAGACCUCGCUGAAAAUUAGGGUUUCGAUUCGGAGGUAGACGAAGAUGUUCGGAAGGGCACCGAAGAAAAGCGACAGCACCAGGUACUACGAAAUCCUCGGCGUUUCCAAGAACGCUUCGCCGGAUGACUUAAAGAAGGCUUACAAGAAAGCCGCCAUUAAGAACCAUCCUGACAAAGGCGGUGAUCCCGAGAAGUUUAAAGAGCUUGCUCAAGCCUAUGAGGUUCUGAGUGACCCUGAGAAGCGCGAGAUUUAUGAUACAUAUGGAGAAGAUGCUCUUAAGGAAGGAAUGGGUGGUGGUGGCGGUGGCCAUGAUCCAUUUGAUAUCUUCAGUUCAUUCUUUGGUGGAAGUCCGUUUGGGUCAGGUGGUAGCAGUAGAGGACGGAGGCAGAGGCGGGGAGAAGAUGUGGUUCAUCCCCUGAAGGUCUCUCUGGAGGAUCUUUACCUCGGAACUUCAAAGAAACUCUCUCUUUCACGAAACGUGUUGUGCUCAAAAUGCAAUGGGAAGGGCUCAAAGUCUGGGGCUUCAAUGACCUGUGCUGGUUGCCAGGGUACUGGUAUGAAGGUGUCUAUUAGGCACCUUGGUCCUUCUAUGAUUCAGCAAAUGCAGCAUCCUUGCAAUGAGUGUAAGGGUACUGGAGAGACAAUCAAUGACAGAGACAGGUGCCAACAGUGCAAGGGAGAGAAGGUUGUUCAGGAGAAGAAAGUACUUGAAGUUGUUGUGGAGAAGGGAAUGCAGAAUGGACAGAAGAUUACAUUCCCUGGUGAAGCUGAUGAAGCGCCUGAUACAGUCACAGGGGAUAUUGUCUUUGUCCUACAACAGAAGGAACACCCAAAGUUCAAACGAAAGGCAGAUGACCUUUUUGUAGAACACACAUUGUCUCUUACUGAGGCUCUAUGUGGCUUCCAGUUUGUGCUGACUCACCUGGAUAGCCGGCAGCUUCUGAUCAAAUCAAACCCUGGGGAGGUUGUUAAGCCUGAGUCAUUCAAGGCAAUAAAUGAUGAGGGAAUGCCAAACUACCAGAGGCACUUCCUGAAGGGAAAGCUUUACAUUCAUUUCUCAGUGGAAUUUCCUGAUACCCUGAGUCUUGAUCAGGUGAAGGCUUUGGAGGCUGUUCUGCCAUCAAAGCCAACAUCACAGUUGUCAGACAUGGAGCUGGAUGAGUGUGAGGAGACCACACUCCAUGAUGUGAACAUGGAGGAAGAGACAAGGAGGAGGCAACAAGCUCAGCAGGAGGCAUAUGAUGAGGAUGAGGAUAUGCAUGGUGGUGCUCAGAGAGUGCAGUGCGCUCAGCAGUAAUGAGCCACAGGAGCGCUAGAGUAGACAUGUGAUGAUCUCGGUCAUGUUCUUUUUUAGCCGUUUGUGCGGGUCUAAACACAUUUAGUGUUUGAUAUCAGACGAUUUUAGCAACCAAACACUGUAGCAUUAUUGUCCAAGAAAUUAUUUCACAAGACAUCCUAAUACAAUUUUUUUUCCUUCUGAUGGCA